AUGUCUACAUUACAAAACCCUGUUUGGUCGAAGAUUCCUGGCGAAUCUCUUAAUCCAAAGUACGAAAAGUGUCGCAACAUUACUGAAGAGAUUUAUAAAAGGAUAAAUAUAACGUUUCAAAUUAAAAAACUGGAAGGGACUGGUACCCAAAGUGACCUGUCAGAUUGUAGUGAUCAGAUAGACAGCAAUGAACUAAGCAAUGAGACAGACCUCUUUGCUUGCGACAAGAGUUCCCUCUCCAGCAGUACGGAUCCCGAUAGGGCCCUCACCACCUGUGAAAAGUAUAUAAAUAUAAAUAACAAUGAGGAGACCAAAAUAAAUAAAACAGUUUGCAAGAGACCAAGAAAAAAAUUCAGAAAGCGCGUGAAGAAGCACCAGUCUAUUAGGAAUCGUAGUGACAGCGAUGGCUCCAGCGACGAAGCCAUACCAUUGAGCCGUGUCGACGUUGACACUAGGAACAGCCAGAGCGAGUCACCAGACAAUGUUAUGGGGGUGCCCAAUAUAGUUAUCGUCACUAAAGAUGUAAAAGGGAAACUCAAGUCGCCAGCGUCACAGAAGGCCGUCACGAAACAGACUAAACAGCGCGCAGAUACACAAGCCAGUCCACCACAGAUAAACACACGGAACGAAGAUGCUGAGAAUGUUACCAGUGAAAAUUGUGAUAAAGCUGCCAUAUCUAAUAAGGAUGCAGUGCAGAUGGACGCACAAGAGUGGAGGUACUGUCCAAUCUGCAAUCUAUCAUUCCGCGGGGAGUGUGGCCUUAGGCGCCAUAUGACCCUGUCCCAUAAAGGAACAGAGGAGCAUAAGAAGACCGGUGAUGGAAGAGAUCUUAAAGCGGCC
Molecule: messenger RNA, 840 nt
Organism: Iphiclides podalirius (scarce swallowtail)
Lineage: Eukaryota; Metazoa; Arthropoda; Insecta; Lepidoptera; Papilionidae
Source: the annotation of a GenBank genome assembly